AUGUCGUCCUCUGAUCAAAAUGAAUCGAGUUCAACAAUAGCAUCACCCUCAACAUCAUCGACUAUACUGUGGCAAUCAACGAUCAAUGAUCGAAGAAUGGAAACUCAUGGUGUACAUGUCUGUUCAUCUGUAUGUUCAGUCGAUAGUAGUGACCAACGAUGUAUGACUCAAGCACCGUCUUGUACAACCAAUCAGGGUCGCCAAUCACAAGUGCAUAGCGACAUAAGUGUGACAACAUCUCAUGGCAUUAUUUCGCCAUGUGAGGCCUUGGCUGAAGAAGAGUUAAUCGAACGAUUGAAAGAAAUUAUCAACCAAUUUAUGACUCGUCCUGAUCGUAAAUAUUCGUAUGAUGCAACAAUGCGAUGGACAAUCGACCAUGGUAACGAGAUCAAUUAUAGUGUAGUGAUCUUCAUUAACCAACCUUCGGAUUUAUUCUAA
Molecule: messenger RNA, 438 nt
Organism: Adineta ricciae
Lineage: Eukaryota; Metazoa; Rotifera; Eurotatoria; Adinetida; Adinetidae
Source: the annotation of a GenBank genome assembly